Molecule: messenger RNA, 396 nt
Organism: Hevea brasiliensis (rubber tree)
Lineage: Eukaryota; Viridiplantae; Streptophyta; Magnoliopsida; Malpighiales; Euphorbiaceae
Exons: 2
Coding region: 1-396 (131 amino acids)
Source: RefSeq, a predicted model, not a curated record
AUGCUUGAAAAUCAAAUUGCUCAGCAGGCAAGUUCUUCAAGCAAGGCUGCCGAGAACAUCCCUAUUAAGGUGGGCAAGUUCUUCAUUCCAGUUGACUUUAUUGUCUUGGAGAUGGAAGAGGAAGUCCAAAUCCCCAUCAUCUUAAGAAGACUUUUCUUAGCAACCGCCGGAGCUAUCAUAGAUGUUAAGAAUGGGCAGUUAACUCUCAAAGUGGGAGAUAAAGAGGUGGAAUUCAACCUUUUCAUCACGAUGAACCACAAACUUAAACCCGAUGAGUGCUUUAAGAUUGAUAUAGUUAACAAGCAAAUUGAAGAGGAAUUUCAUAAAGCACAUCUUGAAGAUCCUCUUGAAGCAUGCAUAGUGCACAACUACACAGCUAAUAAUGAAAACACAUAA